AUGCUUCCCAAGAUCGCUCUGGCACUGCCAGUGCUCUCCGCAAUCGCCGCUGGCGUUUCGGGCGCUGCCAUCCGCACCCGCGGCAGCGGUGUCAACCCUGCCGACUUCAGCUCGGAAGGUCUCGUCGCCAUCGGACAGUUCUCUGCUAGCGCCAGGGACAAGAACGGAGAGACCAUCGGUGGCAUCGGCUCCGCGGGUGGCCUCGUACCUGGCCAAUUUUUUCGCAACGGCGACACAUACUCGGGCCAGCUCUACCUUCAGCCUGACCGUGGCUACAAUGUCGAGAACACCAUCGACUAUGUUGCUCGCCACCACCUCUUCGAUUUCUCGUUCAAGGAGUACACUGGCUCGGCUAACCUUACUUUCGAUCAGGCCAUCAAGCUCUUCAACAUCACCUACCGCGACACCACCUUCUACCACGAGUCUUCAGGCAAGAACACCACCGGUCUCGACCCUACCAUUGUCAGGACCGGCGGUCUGAGCGGAAGCGGAUCCAGCGACGGUCCACUCGCAGCCGCGGACGCCCCCAACAACCCAGGCGCGCUCUCAUUCGAUACCGAGGGCUUUUCAGCCAACCCGGAUGGCACGUUCUGGGUCUCCGACGAGUACACUCCCGGAAUCUAUAAGACCGCCGCCGACGGCACAAUCAUCGCCUACAUCACACCACCCGAGGCAGUGCUGCCUCGCAUCGGUGGCAAGUACAACUUUACCUCAAAGGCUACGCCUGACUCUGGUCGUGCACCCAACGCGGGCUUCGAGGGAAUGGCCGUCUCUUGGGAUGGCAACCAGCUGUUCGCCGUGCUUCAGUCUGCACUCGUUCAGGACGGUGGCGAUGGUGCUCCUUACCUGCGCAUCUUUGAGUGGGACAUUUCGUCCCUUUCCGGCGUCACCACUUACCAAGGAGGUGCUAACCCAGGUGACAACAUCCCCUUGAUCGCCGAGUACGCUUACAAAGCGCCCACUUCGAGCAAGGGCAAGGCUCGCAACGUCAACGAUCUUAUCUACCUUGGCCACAAGACCGUUGGCAUCCUCGUCCGCGACGGUAACGGAUUCGGUAGCGACGACUCUGGCGUCAAGUACAAGCACAUCGACAUCCUCGACCUCUCCACAGGCACCAACAUCAACGGAACUAAGUACAACACUGCCACCGGUUCCAUUGCUCCCGGAGGCAAGCUCUCUAGCGGUAUCAACCUCGCCUCGUACAGCAGCCUCGUCGACUACACCACUGAUCUAGGCAAGUUUGGCAUGCACGGCUCUGGUGACCCCGUCGACCCUACUUUGAUCGCUGCCAAGAUCGAGAGCUUGAUUCUGCUGCCUACGCUGCCAAAGUCGAGCAGCGACAGCAGCUUCGACAAGGACGAGUACUACAUCCUCUCGUUCAGCGACAACGACUUCCAAACCAAGAACGGAUACAUGCGGGCGCUCGGUGCUUACUCGGCCGCAUACCCACAAGACGUGCCCACGCAGGCUUUCGUCUUCAAGGUCAAGCUUCCCGGUGUCAACCGCGGAGACAUGCUUUCUCGUCUGGGCCUUUCGUAG
Pseudozyma hubeiensis SY62 is the source of this 1539-nucleotide messenger RNA. Its product is annotated as multicopper oxidase, laccase. The coding region runs from base 1 to 1539 and encodes 512 amino acids. The record is from RefSeq and is a predicted model, not a curated record. The transcript has a single exon. Lineage: Eukaryota; Fungi; Basidiomycota; Ustilaginomycetes; Ustilaginales; Ustilaginaceae.